This is a messenger RNA of Chlamydomonas reinhardtii, 669 nucleotides long. RefSeq lists its product as uncharacterized. The coding region runs from base 96 to 311 and encodes 71 amino acids. The transcript has 5 exons. The record is from RefSeq and is a predicted model, not a curated record. Lineage: Eukaryota; Viridiplantae; Chlorophyta; Chlorophyceae; Chlamydomonadales; Chlamydomonadaceae.
CCUAAGGCCUUUCUCCACCUCAUCACCAGUCAUACAAACAGAAACCAGCGCAACUCAAGCCUUCUAGCUACACCUCAAACAAGCUAAGAAACAAGAUGGCGUCGAUGGAGACCAAGAACGAGGUGGCUCAGGAGAAGUACGGCAAGGACUUCGAGGAGCUGAGCGGCAAGGAGCGCCAAAGCGUGGGCGGCACCAUCGGCGGCAACAUCCGCAAGGAGGAGGGAACUGACUACUCCGAGAUGGGCAAGGAGGGCGGCAAGGUGAUUCACGACCGCGCCGAGGAGGCGAAGACUGGAGGCAGCGACGAGUAGACACUAGGCCGGCUGCUGUGAUAUGGUGGGGCAUGAGUGGGCCUAAGGCUGGGGCUUAGCUAAGGCUCCAGGCGAUGAAUGUGACAGGUGUCGGCAGUUGAAAUUGGACUGAUGUAGUGAUGCUCUUGUGGAGCAGUGGCGGAGGUAGUGCACGGCGGCUAAACAAAAGGCCUAGGUGCGUUGGGCAUUGCAAAGGUGGCGUUGACCAAUACCGUUAUCUGCACGGUGCUGUCCUACCAUGACCAAUACAUGCCUGUGACAGUGUGAUUGCCUGAGCUAUUGACUCGCAUGCCACCUCGGUUGGUGCAAUGGUCAACGUACGCGCUUAAUCCCGCCACAGUUGUAACCAAACGGUGUG